AAAAGAAAAAACACCAGUAAACAGAGCAACAACAUAAAUUCUGACAUUAGCUGGGUCAGCUAGCUCUUUGUACUGACUGUAAUUCUUCCUAUGACAAUAUAUAGUUGCUCUCUGUAAUUCUUCCCAGUGUUUCUAUCGGAGCAGCUGCGAGUUGGGUUCUGUAACUUUCACGCUUGUAUUGCCGCUGUACCCUCUCUCCCUCUCUGUACCUCUGUUGUAACACAGUAUAAUAUAAGCCCAUCGAGGCCAGGCAAUACAAGUGUGAGAGUUACAGAAGCUAACUCUGCGGCACGAGGAGUCGUAACCAGUGUGUUAAGGCGCCGUGCAGUCUCGCCGCACCGACUGAUGGAGGGUUCACAAAGACAGCAAGUUGUACUUCUGUCACCGUCAACGGCAACAUCGCGUACCGGGUCUGCACCCUGAGACUUUUUUCCGUGUGGCCGCAUCAGAUUCAGUCGUGCAUGCUAAGUUGGAAUUUCUCCAUGACGCGUGGGCACGGAAGGUCGGAGCAUGCCAAACCAGGAGGAACUUCCAUUUCUCAGGUCAUGCCGUUCACUGCUGGCCUGGGUGGCUAGGCUGGAGUUGAGUACAAGUCAAACGAUGAGGACGUUUGAGGAUGUGAAGUGCAUCUGAUUCAUGAACCGAAUAGGGAGCAUGGGCUGCCAUUCCACUCCAGCACGGUACAGCUGAUGUUCCCUGCUUGGACAAUCAACUCUUCACAAGGAAAAUGGCUUUCAAGCGGCGCUCAAAAGUCUCUAUCUAAAGCCUCAGAUGCAUGCAUCUCAAGUAGCAGUACAGUAGUACCCGUUCGAUGAAGCUCCACGCUGCCGCUAGUCCACCAUGGCUCUUGUGCUAACCACGCUGAUGCUGGAAGGUCAGAGCAUGCCAAAGCCGGGAUUUCCAUUUCUCUGACCAUAUGCCUGAGAACGCCUGCAGAGAUGUGAACCGAGAGCAUCUGAUUUCUGGACCGAGUAAACGGAGCAUGGGCUGCCAUUCCACCCCAGCACAGUAUGUAGAGUUGCUGAUGUUCCCCUGCACCGAUAAUCAACUACUCAGAAGGCGACUGCACUAAAUUCCCAGCACACCACUGGCUUCUUCAAGUUCGCAAUGCACGCAUGCAAUGCAUCCCUGGCCUGGAGACACGGAAGGCAUAACCACGCGCAUCACGCUACCACCAUGGCUCUUCUUGUCCUAGUACUGACCACGGUGGCUUUCUCGCUGCUGCUGCCCGGCACGGCCGCGCUUGAUCAGCCAGCAAACGCGACCGACGACGACCUCUCGGCGCUGCUGGCCUUCAGGACCAGCGUGCGUGACCCGCGCGGCGUCCUGCGUCGCAGCUGGACGGCACGCACGCCCUUCUGUGGCUGGCUCGGCGUCUCGUGCGACGCCCGUGGGCGGCGUGUGGCCGCGCUGUCGCUCCCCGGCAUGCCACUCGGAGGCGCCAUACCACCGGAGCUUGGCAACCUCUCCUUCAUCUCCCACCUCAACCUCAGCAACACAGGGCUGGCCGGCGUGAUCCCUGCCGAGCUUGGCCGGCUCGCGCGGCUCAGACACCUCGACCUCGACGAGAACCGCCUGUCAGGUACCAUCCCCUCGGCGCUCGGCAACCUCACCGAGCUCCAGUACCUACACAUCGGCUACAAUUCACUCUCCGGGGCCAUUCCCACACAGUUGCGCGCGCUGCGCAACCUCCGGUACAUAAACCUCAACAGCAACGACCUGAGUGGCACCAUACCUAUAGGCCUCUUCAACAACACGCCCAAUUUGAGCGUCAUAUGGUUUGGCAGGAACAGGCUCGCUGGAAGCAUACCUGAAGCCAUUGGCCAUUUGAGGAAGCUUGAAAUCCUUGUCCUGGAACUCAACCUUCUUACUGGCACUGUCCCUGCUGCCAUCUUUAACAUGUCCAUGCUCCGAAUCUUCGGUUUGGGGAACAACAAUCUUUUCGGCUCCCUCCCUGGCAACAAGAGCUUUAGCCUCCCCAUGCUACAAAAACUAGGUCUUUCUUCGAAUCAUUUUACUGGCCCAAUCCAGCCGGCACUGGCCAGAUCCAACAAACUUGAGCUUCUUUCUAUCUCCAUUAAUAACUUCACUGGUCCUGUACCGGCAUGGUUAGCAACAAUGCCUCGGCUUUCUACUAUUCUACUGUCGGCAAAUAACCUCGUCGGUAAGAUCCCGGUUGAGCUAAGCAACCGCACAGACCUUGUCAUGCUUGAUCUUAGUGUCAACCAGCUGGAAGGAGAAAUUCCACCUCAAAUAGGCUAUUUGAGAAACCUCAAUUACUUGAGCUUUUCGACAAACCUCCUAACAGGUAAAAUUCCUGAAUCCAUAGGCAAUAUAUCAAGCAUAAAAACUCUUGAUCUGACACUCAAUGCCUUCACUGGAUCAGUUCCAACCACGUUUGGGAAUGUUCGUAGUCUUACGGGCUUGUAUGUGGAUGGAAACAAGCUUAGCGGGAAGCUAAACUUUAUCCAUGCACUCUCCAACUGCAAGAACCUGAGUACCCUUGGCAUAUCGUCCAAUUCGUUUGCAGGAAGCAUACCUGACUAUUUGGGAAACCUUACUUCACAACUCCAGUACUUCAUAGCAAGUUCUAACAGCCUAACAGGGAGCAUUCCAGAUACAAUUGCAAAUCUUAGCAGCCUUACCACAAUUGAUCUCGAUGGAAACCAACUGAGCGGGACCAUCCCUGUAUCCGUCACUACACUGAACAAUCUCCAAGAACUCAACCUUGCCAACAACACCUUGACCGGCGCCAUCCCAGAAGAAAUUUCCAGAUUAACACGCCUAGUACGAUUAUAUCUUGAUAAAAACCAGUUGUCUGGCUCGAUACCGAGCACUAUGGGUAAUCUAAGUGAGCUGCAGUACAUGACAUCUUCUCUUAACUCACUGUCUUCGACCAUACCCUUCAGUCUCUGGCGCCUCUCAAAGCUCAUCAGUCUUAAUCUGGCAUACAACAUGCUGACUGGUCCACUGCCGAGAGAUGUUAGCCAAGUAAAACAAAUUGCUCAAAUGGAUCUUUCAAGCAAUCUUAUGACCGGUGGCUUACCGGAUUCCUUGGGCAGGCUCCAGAUGCUCACCUACCUGAACCUGUCAAACAAUUCAUUCCAGGAACAAAUCCCAAACUCAUUUGGAGAGCUAGUCAGCAUAGAGACCAUGGACCUAUCAUACAAUUCCCUUCGGGGUACCAUACCAAAGUCACUGGCCAAUCUGACCUUCCUCACUAGCCUGAACCUCUCUUUCAAUAAACUAGAUGGUCCGAUACCGGAUAGAGGAAUUUUCUCAAACAUCACACUUCAGUCUUUGAGAGGAAACGAUGCUCUCUGUGGCCUCUCACGUCUAGGCAUUUCACCCUGCCAGAGCCAUCAUAAAUCACCGGAAUCGUUGAUAAAAAUUAUACUUCCUGUAGCCGGGGGAGUUGCAAUUUUGGCUACCUGCUUGUGCAUAUUAAUCAGAACAAAGAUCAAGAAGUGCAAAAAGACAUCAGUUCCCUCGGAGUCGAACAUAAUCAACUACCGGUUAAUAUCAUUCCACGAGCUUGUUCGUGCUACAGAAAACUUCAGUGAGGACAAUCUGAUUGGAUCUGGGAACUUUGGCAAAGUCUUCAAGGGACAACUGGAUGACGAAUCAAUUGUUGCAGUAAAGGUGCUCAACAUGCAACAUGAAGGAGCCUCUGUGAGUUUUGAUGCAGAGUGUCGUGCUCUGCGCAUGGCCCGUCACCGGAACCUAGUGAAAAUACUUAGCACUUGCUCCAACUUUGAAUUCAAGGCCCUGGUGCUCCAGUACAUGCCAAAUGGGAGUUUGGAUAGUUGGCUGCACUCAAGCAACAGCCCUCAGGGUUUGGGGUUCCUCAAGAGGUUAGAAAUUAUGCUAGAUGUAGCGAUGGCGAUGGAGUACCUCCACCACCAGCACACCGAGGUUGUUCUUCAUUGUGAUCUGAAGCCUAGCAAUGUAUUGCUGGACGCAGACAUGACUGCGCACAUCGCUGACUUUGGCAUUGCCAAGUUGUUGUUGGGUGAUGAUAACUCCAUUGCGUUAACAAACCUGCCCGGAACAAUCGGCUACAUGGCACCAGAGUAUGGAUCAACUGGUAAAGCAUCACGCAUGAGCGAUGUGUUCAGCUAUGGGAUCAUGAUGCUGGAGGUCUUCACGGGGAAAAGACCCACUAGCCCGCUGUUCGGUGAGGAGCUCAGCUUGCGGCAAUGGGUUACUAAAGCAUUUCCAACCAGGCUUAUAGAUGUUGUCGACAACGAAGUUCUAUCACAAGGAAUCAAGAGUGAUUGCCAUGCUAGCGAUGAAAGCACAUCGAGAGAGCAGUCUAUCAUUCUCAACACAUGCCUUGCAUCUGUAAUAGAGUUGAGUUUACAGUGCUCAUCAACGAUGCCUGAUGAAAGAACCGCAAUGGACAAGGUGGUAGUGAAGCUGAACAAGGUAAAGGUAGAUUACUGCUUGCAAAUGAGGUAGAGGGCGAGUGAAACCACCUUCUGCUAUCAUAUCUCCUAGAACAGAUCAUCUACUUCUUGAGUUAAUGGCAAUAAGAAUAAUAUGCCAGUUAUGUAGUAGAAAUAGAACUGUAACGCGUCAAUUGUAUAACUUGGUGUUGAUAAUCUACUUCUUGAGCUAAGUACAAGGAGAUAAUGUCAUAGAGGUGGAAUUGUGGCUAGUCUAACAACUUAUUCUCGGCUUGUAUUCUAGCCUGUCCGGCGUUCUCAAGUAUUUCAGGUCUCCCUGGUCCAUUUUCUUAGACUAGUUCUCUUGUCACAAAAGAGAAUACGAAAGAAUUUCUCAGUAGCAAGCAGGUGAAGAGCGUCCAACUACUUUCAUAGAACUGGAGGCUUUAAGUGCUAUACGUAGUAGAUAUUCCUUCAAACAUGCUUUCAGAAUGCUGUAUAAAAGACUACAAGUCAGACAGCAAUUUUACCAAGACUAUGUUUGAGGUCCUCACGAAUAUGCACCUGCUCUAAGCCAAAUAAGGCAUUAAGAAAUUAAAGCAUUUAAACUUUCCCUCGCUAAAAAGAAGCAUUUUAACCACCACCAGCCCAAAUUAUUCAAAGCAUACCUGAUCAUUAAUUAAGAAUCCACAGUUCAUUUCCUCAUAGGCAUUCUAUCAAACACCUUGCGUGUGCGUGCAUGGGACAUGGAUAGCGUGUGCACAAGCAAGCAGGGGCUGAUCUGUGUAGGAGGAGCCCAAAGGCGGCAACCACGUACUCCCUAUGGGAUGAGCCGGGGGGUAGAAGGGAAAGAAAUACCAGGAUGAGAACGAGGGGGAGAUUGAAGCGGGGCCGGAGAAUGUCGCGCCGAGAGCUGGUAGGCGGCUGGAUGAAACAUUUGAGGAAGGAAAAGGAGGUAUCGUCCUGCGCGGCGGAAGUGGCGGCAGUCACUCGUCACCAGAAUAGACAAAAUACACCUACC
This is a messenger RNA of Triticum urartu, 5409 nucleotides long. RefSeq lists its product as uncharacterized. Gene Ontology annotation, biological process: protein phosphorylation. Lineage: Eukaryota; Viridiplantae; Streptophyta; Magnoliopsida; Poales; Poaceae. The record is from RefSeq and is a predicted model, not a curated record. Gene Ontology annotation, molecular function: ATP binding; protein kinase activity; protein binding.